UAUCGAUGAGGCCCUUUGAUUUCUGGUAAACAUCUCAAUCAUUGAUAUGUUUAUGAUGAAACUUUUUGUAACAUUCAAGUCAAUAAUUAUGCAAAGCAAUGAGAUGAAAAGUGAAAAAAGUUCAUGUUCAAACUGAAUGAAAGAAACAAAAUAUUUUUGUUGAUUCUAAUGCGUUAAACAGCUAUUUGGAGGUGAAAAUCAAUCAGGAAGUUAAUGGUUCAGUGUUCAGUUUAUUUCGUUUCCGUUUGGGAUUCUUGAAUUUCUCUCUUUUUGUUAAAAAAAUUAAUGCUUGACAUUCAUGACGUUAAAAGGUUUCCUUUCACUCUUGACUUUUGACAAAUAUCUCAACUAUCUUCUGUCACACCGAUAAAGGAUAAAAGCAACAGAACAAUUAAAGAUGAAAUCGAUGUUGAAACAAAUCUGUAAAUAAGUUGCUAAUUUUUCAGGUUAAAAUGCCCAAAGCUUGAAGAUUGCAUUUUAAUGAAUAACUUGGCCGUUUGAAACAAAAAUGAGAGUGAGUGAGGAAAUGGGAGCGACUCAAUGCUUUGAGACUUCUCCCUCAUUUUUGCUUCCUUUUUCAUCUAUUCGUCUGAACUUUUCCUUUUCUACCUGUUUUCAUCUUGAAAUCUGAAUUGUUUUUUUUAUUUCGAGCAACAGUAAUUGUUAUGGAUAAAAAGUAUUUAAUAAAUUUUCGUCGUUUGCUAAUCUUAUCAGCUUUGUUACCCUUAAUUCAUGGAGCUGUGAGACCGAUUUACAACAUCGCUCACAUGGUUAACUCCAUCAAAGAGAUUGAUCUUUAUUUAAGUCGUGGUGCCAAUAUAAUCGAAGCUGAUGUUUCUUUUUCUUCCAAUGGAACCGCUUUACAUACCUUCCAUGGACCUCCAUGUGAUUGUGCUCGCUUUUGUAAGGAACAAGAAGAUAUUGAGAAAUAUUUAGCUUAUGUUCGAGAAAUAACCAAACCAGAGAAUAUAAAUUACAAAGAACAAUUAGUUCUUUUGUUUCUGGAUCUAAAAAUUUCAUCUUUACCUUUAUCUGUUAAGGCAACUGCUGGAAGUGAUUUAGCAGAAAAGGUGAUUUCCAAUUUGUUUGAAUUUGGAACUACAACUUCAAAAAUUAAGCUUCUUCUAUCCAUUGGCCAUGUUUCUGAUUAUGAUUUUGUUCUUGGAUUUACAAGGGAACUAGAAAGGAGUAGAUUGCAGCAUCUAAAUGCUAAAAUUGGUUGGGAUACUGGGUUGAAUGAUGAAGUUUCAGAUGUCAUUUCAUUUUGGCGACAAAUUCAGAUUACCAAUAACAUUUGGCUUGGAGAUGGCAUAUCCAACUGUAUCUCCCCCUUUUAUAGUCUUGAGAGGUUAACUGAAGUGCUAAAUAGACGUGAUUCAAAGGGUCGUUCAGAUCCGAUUAUUGACAAAGUUUAUCACUGGACAAUCGAUUUGCGGCCUAAUCUUAGAGCCUCUCUCAGAUUUGGUGUCGAUGGGAUAAUUACAAAUCAUCCAGAGAGAUUGUACGCAAUACUUGAGGAACCCGGCUUCAGCUCGAAAUACAGAUUGGCCACACAUGAUGACGAUCCAUGGAAGAGAAUCCAAUCCUAUCCUCAUGAUAAACGCCCUGCAAAUGCCAAUCGAAUUAUUAAUAAACCAACCAUUUCGAGGGAAUCGGUUAUUUAGAUCAUUCCGUCUUUUGAUUAAAAUGAAACAUUUGUAUAGAAGUACCUUCUAUAAUACCUACCAUAAUCGAAGGGAUGAACCUGGACCAGCACAUUUACAGGUAGUCAAGAAGAGCGUGAUCUUAUUGAUCUAACAAUUCCUGUUGGACUUGAAGGAUUCCCUGAUCCAUAGAGUAAGGUUCAUCAAGUCAUCUUUACCCAAAUAGUAAACUAAAGAAUUAUGUAAAUAUGAAAUUUUAUUCAUCUUUUAUGCCAAUUAUAAAAUCUUUUUUUCUCAUCGUGGCAAAGUCUUCCUGAUCAAAAGCCAAUUCCAGGUGAAUGCUAAAGAUUUAAAAUUAAAUAUUAGUUUGCAUCUAAAUCUUUAUUGUACCAUUUUAUGAUCCAAAUCUCAACUAAAAGAGAAGAUAUUCUGUGAACCAGAAGAUGGUGAUCGACUUGAAGACCUCCAGGUCAACAGUGUCAGCUUGCAUUGAUUGGAAUGCCUGGUAAUUCAAUCUUAUCAUAUGCAAUAAUAAUAUUCUGAAUAAAAUCCACAUGUUUGAAAGAUAAUCAUGGCGAACCUGGUAAAUAUGGAUAGACCUGAACCCAAGGGCGAUCAAGGAUUACUCGAUUAAUUUCACAACAAGCCUCUCAAAUGAUUGUCAAGAUCUAAAAGGCGUCAUUGAUCUAUCACAACCGCUAUGUUAUACAUUCGAUCGAAUAUUGUUAACAGAACAAAUCAAAUAUCAUAGUACAAGAUAUCUUAGCUUUGAUGUGCAUUGAUUAUUGAUAAGUAUACUGGAAAUACGAAUUCAAUUGAUAAUCGUUUCAUUCAGUCUAUUCAGCUUCCAUCCCUGAAACAGAAAGCAUUUCUCAAGCUUUAUUUUGCAAGUAGAGAUUAAGUAAUAUUUUGUCAUAUUAGAUGAAAACAUGAGCAAUUUGUACAAUAAUAGUAGAGUAAAUUUGCUAAUUUAAAAUUUCAAUGAAGGGCGCUUUUGAAAGACGUCUACCAUUGGAUGAUUUUUAAAGUUCACGCCUUUGUCCGUAAAAGUAAAGCCUUACCCAAUGAAGUGAUCAACACAGUUUAAAAUAAAAGCAAAUGAAUUGAAUUGAUCUCGAGUUGAUAAGUUAAUAAAGCGAAUGGAACUCCCGAUCAUGAUUGAUCAUAAUUUUUUUGCCGAAUACAAUAAAUUAAAUCCAUAUUUAUUAAAGACUCGAAUUCUCGAUGAAAAACCAUCGUCAAUGAGAAAAACCAAAAUAAAACCUGAUUCUACAGCUGAACAAAAUGAAAUUUAACUUUGAACCUUGAAAGUAAAGGGCGACCUGUUAGUAAAGUCCUCAUGAUGAUUUGUUAGACAUGUGAUAGAGAGACAAAUGAUUCACCAUUUUGAUCACAAAACCGUGUUCUGCAAUUUGAUACAUAGCCCAGUCUAAUUAAAUACGGAAUCUUUUCUAAAAUGGACUUUGAAUGAGCUUCUUUUGAAAAAUGUUUGCCAAACCCAUGUUAAAAGGGAUAAGGAGAUUGAGAUAAUUUGUUGAUUUAAUCACUUUUCACAGAUUCUUGCCACUUAUAAAGUUUUACACCAAUUUAAAAUGUAGUCAAAAUCUAAAAUCUCUAUAAUUGCUUAAUGAUUAGUACCAUUAAAACAAAACAUUUAAUUAAUAAUUUAAACUAGGAUGAAACUGUAUAAAUCUUGAGGUUGUCGGGAUAUUAUUGAAUUCAAUCAUUUUGAUUACUUUGUUUACGGAUAUUUAAAGCAAUCUUUCUGUCUGUUUAAUAUGAGUUUACAGCUUGCUUUUAGUUUAUUGUUUUGUUUUGUUUAUUUUCAGUUUAUUUGGUGCAAAUCAAUAACAAAGAGAAAUGCUUUUUACGAUGUUCUUCCUGAACCACCUUCUAUCUAUGAUGAUGAACUUGAAUGGAAGGAAUAUUAUGAUGACUAUGAUACUCUAGUCGCAAUAGCCGAUGCCGAAUCUUUCAGAAAGAAUGUCACUAAUGUAUCCACAUUAACCCUGUUUCUCUUCGUAAUCAUGUUCAUCUCAUUAAUUUGGUGUUGUAUUUGUCCGUGCAUUUGUUUGGUUAUAGGAGACCAAAUGAGAUGCUGUGAUAUCAGGACACAGGCACGAAAAUUCUUGUCUUUACCUCCACCAGGAAACUAUAUCAAUGAAAAGGGUGUUUUGAUUAAA
Tetranychus urticae (two-spotted spider mite) is the source of this 3826-nucleotide messenger RNA. RefSeq names its product dermonecrotic toxin LcsSicTox-betaIC1-like. Gene Ontology annotation, biological process: lipid metabolic process. The record is from RefSeq and is a predicted model, not a curated record. Gene Ontology annotation, molecular function: phosphoric diester hydrolase activity. NCBI's taxonomy places the organism in Eukaryota, Metazoa, Arthropoda, Arachnida, Trombidiformes, Tetranychidae.